Messenger RNA from Diversispora eburnea, 590 nucleotides. The record is from the annotation of a GenBank genome assembly. Lineage: Eukaryota; Fungi; Glomeromycota; Glomeromycetes; Diversisporales; Diversisporaceae.
AAACCCCAUUUGACAUAUUGCAUAAUGAAAACACAUCUGCGAGAAGACGCCACCGUAACCAUACUCCACUGCCAACUUACGAAGUGCCAUCAAUUCUAAGUACGAGUCGCCGUGAAUCUACCACCAAUCAAAGGAAUCGAUCUGCGUCUCCCACUCGAAGAAUUCCUAGUGAAAGGGAUGAGAAUAGCAGUCGAGAUAAUGUAACAUACGAAUCUUUAUCCAAGUUGAUAAAUAUUACUUCAGCUCUUAAUAUAUCUGCAUCACAAAAUGACAGUGAUUUUAGUAUGCCCGAUGUAGGAGGAGGUAGCCAGCCACUGGAAUCUAUAAAUGAGGAGGGUCUUAAUAUUUCUAUUAUUAAAGACAAAAAAGCUAAAUCGCAGAAACUCAUUAAUAAUAGACUGGGAUAUGAUAUGAAAGUUCCUUUACAAGAGCUGGUCUCUAAGGGAAAAAGAAGUGUUUACCAUGUACAUGCUCUAUUCCUAAGAUUCAGUAAGGGUAAAUUUAUAGAUCAUGAUUACUACAGACCUAGAAUCCAUAAGGCCAAUAUGGCGAUAUGUCUAGAUUGUAUGAAGCUUAUUCGUAUUGAUAAU